UACAUUUUAUAUAAUAAGGUCGGUAAAUUCUAUUCAGAACAAGUAGCUAAUUAAAUAAGAACUUACAAAUGGCUACCUUGAACGAGAUACCGAUCUUAAAGCUAGCUGAAGUCCAUGCUAAACCGAAAGGCCAUCAAAUGUCGUAUGGGACCGCUGGUUUUAGAGGUAAUGCCUCUGGAAUGGAUCACGUGUUCUUCCGUAUGGGAAUGUUAGCAGUAUUACGAUCAAAAUUAAUGAAAGCAACUAUUGGAGUUAUGGUCACUGCUUCCCAUAACCCAGAGCAUGACAAUGGUGUUAAACUGAUUGACCCUCAUGGUGAAAUGCUUACCCAAAGUUGGGAAGAACUUGCAACGUCCUUGGCCAAUGUCACCAAUGAUGAACUUAUAAAGGAAAUGAAAAAAAUUGUGGAUUCACAAAAUAUUCAACUAUCUAAUGAAGCGUCAGUGUUUAUUGCAAGAGACACGAGACCUUCAAGCUUAGCAUUAAGCCAAGCUGUCCUUGAUGGAGCCACGGCCUUAGGUGCUACAUGUACGAACUAUGGACUGCUUACAACACCUCAGCUGCACCACAUUGUUGCUUGCUAUAAUGGUGGCAACCACAAUGUUAAUGAAGAACAGUACUAUCAGCAUUACGCUAAUGCUUUUAAAGCUUUACUAAAUGAGAAACCAGUUGGGUCAAGUGUGACAGUGGACUGUGCAAAUGGUGUUGGAGCGCCAAAGCUUGUGAAACUGGCAGAACACAUAGGUGUCAAUAUAAUUGAUAUUGUGGUGCAUAAUAAUGGGCAGUCCGGGAAGCUGAAUGAAAACUGUGGUGCAGAUUAUGUGAAAGUGCAGCAAAGAGCUCCAGUGGGUCUAAACAUGGAGCCAGACCAUCGUUAUGCCUCAUUUGACGGUGAUGCAGACCGCUUGGUCUACUAUACGCUGGACAGCGAUUGCAACUUUGUUUUACUCGAUGGAGAUAAAAUUGCUGCCUUGUUUGCUGUGUAUAUAAAAGAGCUUUUAAACAAGGCAGACAUCAACGUAAGAUUGGGAGUUGUUCAAACUGCAUAUGCUAACGGCAGCUCCACUAAUUAUAUAAGCACGGAAGAGAAUAUAGAAGUGGCUUGUGCACAAACUGGUGUAAAGCAUCUGCACAAAGUAGCAACAGCAUUUGACAUAGGAGUUUAUUUUGAAGCAAAUGGCCAUGGCACUGUGACUGUAAAAGAUGACUGCCUUAACAAAAUCAGGUCUGCUGCAACCAGCGAGGAAAAAUUACAGGAACAGAAACUUGCAGCAAAUAAAUUAACUGCUUUUCUUGAUGUAGUUAAUCAGACAGUUGGUGAUGCUAUGAGUGACUUACUGGCUGUAGAAGCAAUCUUACAAGACAAGGGGUGGAGCAUAAGAGAUUGGUCGUGCAUUUAUACUGAGUUACCAAACAGACAAGCCAAAGUGAAGGUGGCGGACCGCACAGUCAUUGAAACAACUGAUGCUGAGCGCAAAGUCACAAAGCCACCCGCACUACAACCUGCUAUUGAUAAAGUGGUGGCAGAAUAUCCUUGUGGAAGAUCUUUCGUUCGACCAUCUGGUACAGAAGAUGUGGUUCGUGUAUACGCUGAGAGUGAUACACAGGAGAAUACAGACAAACUGGCCAAGCGAGUAAGCCUGCUGGUGUAUGAGCUCGCUGGAGGUGUAGGUGAAAAACCACAGUAGAUAAUGCAGCAUGUUUAAACUUCAUAUGAAUUUACAUCAAACAACUAUAUAUUGAAAGCAGAUGCUCUUUUAAACUACCAUUUAUUCGCACUGCAUAUGUGCAUAUAUUGAAUUAGCUGUUUUUACUGCAGUCUCCAAUUGGAAAGUGUUUGUAAUUCUGUAUACUCACUGUAAAUCGAAAUGCACCUUGCCAAAAAUGCAGCGGCAAUUGUAGUAAAUAUAGGCUUCAAAUCAUUGUCGUAUUAUUAAGCUUUAUAUAGACCUGCCUUUCAUGUGUUAUUACGGCUUGGUUUUAAUUCGUGCAAUUUUAAAAUCAUGUAAACUUUUUGUAAAUUGGCAUUACAUAUUAAUAUUUGUCAUUUUGUUGAUUUUUUUGGUUCUGGUUCAGAAAUCCCUCAAAUUUGAGAUUUAUUAAUUAAACAGUACAGAAAAAA
Messenger RNA from Ciona intestinalis (vase tunicate), 2122 nucleotides. The record is from RefSeq and is a predicted model, not a curated record. Lineage: Eukaryota; Metazoa; Chordata; Ascidiacea; Phlebobranchia; Cionidae.